UUUUUUUUUCAGUUUUAUUUGCCGCUGCCGUCCCCAACCUUGAACGAAUUAUUCCACUUGUCGGCAUUACUUCCGGAAUGCUUCUAGCCUUUGUCUACCCAACACUUAUAGAUCUUUUAACUUUUUUGCCUCAAUUACGGGCAUCUUUUGGUUGGAAAUCCUUAAAAGUUCAGCUAUUUAUUUUAAUUAAUUUGGCCUUGGCGGCGGUUGGACUUUUUGGGAUGGUAGCUGGUCUGAGAGCUAAUAUUAUUGAAAUAUUGGCAUCUACAGCAAGUCCGUCUUUGACAGAAUCUGGAUUGAAUAACAAUACCCAAAUACAUGCUAAUAUAAGCAAUUUUACUUCAUGA
Meloidogyne enterolobii is the source of this 347-nucleotide messenger RNA. Lineage: Eukaryota; Metazoa; Nematoda; Chromadorea; Rhabditida; Meloidogynidae. The record is from the annotation of a GenBank genome assembly.